UGCCUCACUGCCGGGCUUGGAGGGGGUUCGGUGAGGAUCUUGGGGGCUGCCAGCAGUGGGACAGGAGCCAAGCAGCUUCAUUUGUUUCGGGGGGCUCCCUCAGGAAGCCCCCCCACCUCCUACCACCACCACCACCAUGGGACUUCACCCCGAAACCGGCAAAUCCCCGCUCAACGCGCCCAAAAGUUCUGGCACCUGCUCCAGGAGGAUCUUCUGCAACAUCAAGGUGUUUGUGCUGUGCCAUGGGCUUCUCCAGCUGUCCCAGCUCCUCUACAGUGCCAACUUCAAGAGCAGCCUCACCACCAUUGAGAAGCGCUUCGGGCUCUCCAGUCUCUCUUCAGGCUUCAUCUCCAGCUUACACGAGAUCGGCAACGUGGUGCUCAUUGUCUUCGUCAGCUACUUCGGGAGCCGCGUUCACCGCCCGCGGGUCAUCGGGGCAGGGGGGCUGCUCCUGGCCCUGGGGGCCUUCCUGGUCACCCUGCCCCACUUUCUGUCGGGCCCCUAUGAGUACACCUCGCUGAGCACUGGUAACAAGAGCCAAGUCCAGGCUGAACUCUGCUAUGCAGAGAACAAGUUCAUGUGCCCAAACACCACCCAGGACCCCCAGAGGGAGGCCAGCAGCAUCUGGGCCAUGAUGGUCAUUGCCCAGCUACUGGCUGGCAUCGGGACCGUUCCCAUCCAGCCCUUUGGCAUAUCCUAUGUGGAUGACUUUGCAGAAGCAAACAAUUCCCCGCUGUACGUUGCCAUCCUCUUUGCUAUCGCUGUGUUUGGUCCUGCUUUUGGGUACCUGCUGGGAUCCGUGGUGCUGAGGCUCUUCGUGGAUAUUGGAAGAGUUGACCUCGCUGCAGUGGCCCUGACACCGCGGGACCAGCGGUGGAUCGGCGCCUGGUGGCUGGGGCUGCUGAUCUCCUCGGGCUGCUUGGUGCUCACCUCCAUUCCUUACUUCUUUUUCCCUCGCUACAUGAUGAAAGGAGAGGACCCGAACACGGAGGCUGGCAUGCUCAGCAAGAUGGAGAAGGGGGUGGCUGAAGAAACCUCCCUGCUGGAGUUUAUAAAAAGAUUCCCAAAGAUCUUCCUCAGGCUGCUCUUCAACCCCCUCUUCAUCCUCCUGGUGCUGGCUCAGUGCAGCUUCUCCUCGGUCAUUGCGGGUCUGGCCACGUUCCUCAACAAGUUCCUGGAGAAGCAGUAUGGUGUCUCCUCCUCCUAUGCCAACUUCCUCAUAGGAGCUGUGAACCUGCCAGCAGCAGCUCUGGGGAUGCUCUUGGGAGGAAUCAUCAUGAAACGCUUUGCCUUCUCCCUCCGGGCCAUCCCUCGCUUUGCUGUGGUGGUGCUUGUCUUCUCCAUCCUCAUCUGCCUGCCCAUUUUCUUCAUGGGCUGCUCCACAGGGAGGAUCCAUGGGAUCUACCCCCCCAGUACACUGAGUUCCCAGCAGCAGGUGAAGAUGCCGGGUGGGUGCCACUGCUCUGAGAACAUCUUCCACCCAGUGUGUGGGGAAAACAACGUGGAGUACAUCUCCCCCUGCUUCGCUGGCUGCACAAACAGCAGCCUGAAUUCUUCCACCCCCAAGCAAGUGAUCUACAAGAACUGUUCCCUGAUCCCUGCUGGGAACGGGCUGUCCUCUGCCAAGACAGGCUCCUGUCCCCUCAGCUGCUCCCACAUGCUCCUUCCUGCCAUAUUCCUCAUCUCCUUUGCUGCCCUGGUAGCCUGCCUGUCCCACAACCCCCUCUACAUGAUGGUUCUACGGGUGGUGAACCAGGAUGAGAAGUCAUUUGCCAUCGGAGUCCAGUUCUUACUAAUGAGGCUGCUGGCCUGGCUGCCAGCUCCAGCCAUGUUUGGUGCCCUCAUUGACUCCUCCUGCAUCCACUGGCAGAAGCAGUGCAGCCAGCGCCGCUUCUGCGCCUACUACAACAACGACUUCCUCCGCAACAGAUACCUAGGGCUGCAGGUGGGAUACAAAGUGGUGGGCACCAUCCUCCUGGCCCUCAUCAGCUGGAAGGUGAAGAGGAGCAAGGAGUACAACGUGCAGGAGAAGGCAGCAGGGCUGGUGUAGCCCACCCAAGGACUGACUCCACACACCCCCUUAACCCACUGCCAGUACUUUUGUGUCCUUUCUUUUUGGAGUUUGCUUUUCCUCCUGAGGGAGCGACUUCACCUCAGCAGCUCCCAGCUCCUCUCUUGCAGCCCAUGGCAUGAGGGAUGCUCCUGAGGGAUGCUCCCGAGGGAUGCUCCGUGCCAGCCCCAUCCUGGGACUGGCUCCUCCCAGGCUCUCCAGCUGCAUCCUGCCCCUCUCUUUGGGGAGGGGGCAGCCCCCACCAGCUGGAGCAGGAGGCAGGCAGGGGCUGGAGCCACGCACCUAGAGAAGUACCUGCUGUGAGCAGUGGUCCCUGCUCUGAUGUGACAUUUCCAGCUGGGUGAGGCCCUCCUAGCUGGGACAGGAGCAGGGGAGAUGGCUGCCAGCUUGGGGGUGCGGGGGGGUUGCCCUGUGUCCCCCCUCCCCUGCACCCCUCACAGAGGUCAGCGUGGACGCCGCACCCGUCUGGAGUGAUGAGUUGUCACUUAGGGGUUCAGUGCAGAACAUUUUGGGGAGGUUUGUUGCUCUUUUUUUAAAAAAAAAAAAGCCACAAAAUAAAGGUCACUUUUUCCAA
Molecule: messenger RNA, 2645 nt
Organism: Apus apus (common swift)
Lineage: Eukaryota; Metazoa; Chordata; Aves; Apodiformes; Apodidae
Gene: SLCO2A1
Product: solute carrier organic anion transporter family member 2A1
Exons: 14
Coding region: 137-2050 (637 amino acids)
Biological process (GO): transmembrane transport; prostaglandin transport; sodium-independent organic anion transport
Cellular component (GO): membrane
Molecular function (GO): prostaglandin transmembrane transporter activity; protein binding
Source: RefSeq, a predicted model, not a curated record